Colletotrichum destructivum is the source of this 537-nucleotide messenger RNA. RefSeq lists its product as uncharacterized. The record is from RefSeq and is a predicted model, not a curated record. The transcript has a single exon. NCBI's taxonomy places the organism in Eukaryota, Fungi, Ascomycota, Sordariomycetes, Glomerellales, Glomerellaceae. The coding region runs from base 1 to 360 and encodes 119 amino acids.
AUGGUUAACCCUACCGUCCUUGUCACUACGAUCCUUGCUACCGCCGCACAUGCGUGGACAUGGGGUAAAUGUACCGGAACCCAACAGUGCACACCGGCUCACGCAGCUGGACCUUACUCUCCCAACUACGCCGACCUCCAGCGUGCCGACAAUGGUUACUGGUACUCCCAACAGACCGACGGUGUCAUUAUCGACCCUAAUGGAUGGUAUGACCCUGCAAACGGGUUUUGGGUGCUCAGUGUGUGGAAUGGCCCUGCGACCCAGAGCUAUUGGUCAUCGCCUGAUCAAAAGCCCUGCUGCCUCCCCAACGAGGUUGGCACUGGAAUCACCGGGGCCUCAGUUACAGGUUCGGCCGCUUGAAGACGCAACUACAUUCUACAGUACCGAACCAGUAGUCUGAAUUCACCGCUGCCUACAUUCUCACCACAUCAGAUGCAAAGUAUCUUCAGACCUGCAAGCCAGCACUGUGGCUACCACCUUGUAUCCAAGAUGAAAUAGAUCCUACUACUCUUCCGCCUAGUAUCUAGAACAGGGCUA